This is a messenger RNA of Polychytrium aggregatum, 3092 nucleotides long. Its product is annotated as chloride channel. The transcript is spliced from 9 exons. Gene Ontology annotation, biological process: chloride transport; transmembrane transport. Gene Ontology annotation, cellular component: intracellular membrane-bounded organelle; membrane. NCBI's taxonomy places the organism in Eukaryota, Fungi, Chytridiomycota, Chytridiomycetes, Polychytriales. Gene Ontology annotation, molecular function: voltage-gated chloride channel activity. The record is from RefSeq and is a predicted model, not a curated record. The coding region runs from base 93 to 2906 and encodes 937 amino acids.
CUCCGUCGUCUUUCGUCGAGCUCCUGCCUCUGCCCUCCUGCUCCAGCUGGUCUGCCACGGGAAACCGCUCACGGCCGCCAGUAUCUUGCAACAUGUCAACCCAACGAGAUGGCCGCAGCGCCACAGAACACCCUGUCCUCAUCAGGGUCGAUAACCCACACGACGGAUCCGAGCUGCCCCGCCAGCACUCUGUCCGACAAACCGGUUCAACACACCACCGCCAUCUCUUUGCCAACUACGACAGUAUCGACUUUGAAGAGCCCGAUGGCCGUCUCCUCCGACAGCACUACCGAGAGCAAGACCAGCGCAAAUGGAGUGUUUUUGUCCAGAAUAUCAUGUCCUAUCUUCUGGCCCUGAUCAUCUCGGUCAUCGUGGCCCUCGUUUUCGUCCUCCUCGCCUUUGCCACCGACAAGAUCGGCGAGUGGAGAAUCGAACUCUUUGCCAAGUACUUUGAAGAGAGCCAGCUCGGCGCCGCCAUCGGUGUUGCCCUGGCGACCUGCAUCGCCUUUGCUGUGGUCCCGUCGCUGUUUAUUCUUGUAUUCACGCCCGAUGCGAUUGGCUCCGGCAUGACCCAAGUCAUUGCCUUCCUCAACGGCGCAGCGGUUCUGUCGGGCGUCACCUGGCAGACCGUUAUCGGCAAGUGCAUCGGCGUCGUCGGUCUCGUGUCCUCGGGCCUCUACUCGGGUAUCGACGGCCCCAUGGCCAAGAUCGGCUCUUCGAUCGCCAUUCUGGGCACUGAGGCUAUUCACAACAUCUCGUUCGUCCGUCGCCUGUUCUAUGGCGAAGGUCCGACCUUGGCCAAGAUGGACACGGACGACACAUCCGAGUCGAUCGGCGCAACCAGCCUGUUCAACGUCCUUGAGCACAAGAAUCUCCGUCUGUUUGCCACCCUCGGCGCUGCCGCCUCCAUCGCAGCGAUCUUCCGUGCCCCGGUCGGCGGCGCUGUCUUUGCCCUCGAAGAAGCCACCAGCUUCUGGGAUCCCAAUCUCAUGACCCGCACCAUCUUCAGCACCACCAUCGCCUACAUUGUUGUCUGUGUCGCCAACCGAUUUACCGGCGUCGAUGGCACCUUGCUGGACCGCAUCUUUACUGGUGCCGCAACGCUCUUCCCCACCAACAUCUCGUGCUUCCAGCACUUUAGUGCAUACCAUGUCGCUUCCUUUAUCGUCAUUGCCAUCUUUGCGGCCCUCGUCGGCCAGCUUCAUAACAUGGCGCUGUCGGCCGCCCAAAGGACGCGCAAGCGUCUGCUGAUCGACCGUGACUCAAAGGGGGCUAUCUGGCCCAAGGUCUGGCGCAUCCUCGAGGUCAUCGUCAUCUGUAUCAUCACCACGGCCGUCACGCUCAUGCCCAUGGCCGAGAACUCGGUCGAUGUGUGCUCCCCGCUCUACAACACCGUCAAGCAUGCCCUGCAAGCUGCUCCAGACUGCGCCCAGUUUGCCUCUGGCAGCGACCUUUGUGCCGGAACUACCUUUAACCAGUGCUACCAGGAGCUGGACUAUGUCUGCCUGCCCUAUACCCUGAGCAACGCUUUCACUGAGAAUGUACUGCUCUCCUACCAGAGACUCAAGGAUGCCAGCUGCCCGAGCUCGCUCCAGACCUUUGUCCUUGCUGCCUCCAACUCCUCGACCGUCAACGGCACCACACCAGCACCCAUGGGUCCCGAUAACUCCACGUACCUUGGCGGCCAGCAGUACCUCACCACCGCCAUCGCGGGGCCUUAUCUCAGCGUCUUCACCAGCCUCGGCCUCAAGUUCAACCAAAACGAAGGCGGUCAUGGCGACUCGACCCACGGUGCCCUCGUCGCCCGAAGCGAGUCAUCUCAGCCCUCGACCAAUGCUGCUCAAAGCUCGGAUCUGUGCUACUGGGAGCUGCGAUCGCUCUUGUGGUCGACACCAGAGAAGCAGCUCAAGCUCCUGCUUCUUCGUGGACUCAACGGUGUCUGGCAAAUCAAGACCCUGAUCAUCUUUGCUGUGAUCUAUUGGAUCCUCAGCACCUUGACCUACUACAUUGCUCUGCCUACCGAUGUCGUCGUGCCCAACCUGAUCAUCGGUGCCGCCUUUGGCAGAAUCGUUGGUGUACUGAUUGAUAUCAUCGGCUCCAAGAUUGGCUUGUACGUCCAGGACCCCGGCUACUAUGCCCUUGUCGCCAUGGCCUCGUUCUGGGCCUCGACCUCUCGACUGGUGCUCACGGUCACGGUUGUCGCCUUUGAGCUCACGGGCGACUACACCGCCCUGCCUGUCCUGAUCAUCGUCACCUUCAUCGGCGCCUGGGUCUCGUCGGCCAUGUCGCCCGAGUCCAUCUACCACAAGGAAAUGGAGAACAACGAGGUCCCCUACCUGAGCCACGAGCCCUACAGUGAGCUCAAGUACGUCGUGACCUCCCAGAUCAUGAACAGAAACGUCACUUGCAUCGAGGCGAACAUGAAGCUCUCCAGUCUGGAAAAGUACGCCAACCAGAACCAUCACAGCGGGUUCCCUGUGGUCGAGUACUACAACAUUGACCAUGACGGCGAUGGAAAGGUUGAUGACCACUUCAAGCCCAAGCCCAUCGGUUAUGUGCGCCGAGAUCGUCUCCAGGCGGCUGUGGAAGGCUAUAACGAUGAGGAUAGUGACCCGGAUCGUAUUGUAUCGAUCGUCGACAUCAUGAACUCCUCGCCCUUCAUCGUCCGCGACAACUCGACCGCCUCCAAGGUCUUCAGCAUCUUCCGACAGAUGGGGCUUCGCCAGAUGCUCGUCGUGGACCGCGACGGAUUCAUGGUCGGCAUGAUUUCGCGCACGGACUUGCUGAAGCCCAAGAUUGAAAAGGAAGAGCGUGAGGAGCGUGAGGAGCGUGAGAAGCGAGAGAAGCGGGAGGACGAGCGCACAGCUACCCCGCCCGCUGUGGAAGCCGACGUCACGAAGCACUGAAUCUCAGUUGCCAUGAUAAUGCGAACGAUGUGGUUGCCAAUGCUGCUGGCGUGGAGCAGCUCGCUGAUCUAGAGUGCGGACAACAUACAGCCAAGCUGAAGAAGUCGGUAUGUGCGAGCAAUUGCUACCUUUUUCUAUGCCUUGAAUACACGGCUCCUAUAAAGAACACGAAUGUCACAUCACCGG